Molecule: messenger RNA, 1549 nt
Organism: Fragaria vesca subsp. vesca
Lineage: Eukaryota; Viridiplantae; Streptophyta; Magnoliopsida; Rosales; Rosaceae
Product: inactive rhomboid protein 1-like
Exons: 5
Coding region: 291-1283 (330 amino acids)
Biological process (GO): proteolysis
Cellular component (GO): membrane
Molecular function (GO): serine-type endopeptidase activity
Source: RefSeq, a predicted model, not a curated record
ACCAAACAGAGAACACACACAUUUUCAGAGUCACAAAAAUUACGAUUCCGACUGUCAAAUCCAUAGCUUUCCCAACCAACCCAUCUUCUUCUUCUCCUCCCAAUUUUGUUUUCUUCAAUUUCCACACGUCUUCUACUCGCUUUGAAGUCACUUCUCAAUCCCUCUCCCCAUUCUUUCACAUACUUAUAUAGCUUCCAAAUCCACCACACCCCAAAACCGAAACCCAAAAGAUCACAACCCAUUAGUGAAACGAAGCUUGAGUCUUUAGAAUUAGAACCAAUACCAAAACAAUGGCUGAUCUAGAAGGAGGAGGGCCGCCAAAAGCCAGAAGCAACGGUUACAACAACCACAACAACCACCCGAACCAGUACUAUGUCGGAACUUCCGAGUCUUCGUGGACGUCGUGGUUGGUUCCUAUGUUUGUAGUUGCCAAUGUUGUUGUCUUUAUUGUAACCAUGUUUGUGAACAAUUGUCCCAAGAACAACUUGGGUUUCGAAGGCAAGUGUGUGGCCAGGUUUCUCGGCAGGCUUUCGUUUGAGCCUUUGAAAGAGAACCCGCUGUUUGGUCCUUCUUCUGAUACAUUGGAAAAAAUGGGAGGCCUGCAGUGGUACAAGGUUGUACAUGGGAAUGAAGCAUGGAGGCUUCUCACUUGUAUUUGGUUGCAUGCCGGUGUCAUUCAUGUGCUUGCAAACAUGCUGAGCUUGGUCUUUAUUGGCAUCCGUCUGGAACAGCAAUUCGGCUUUGUUCGCGUGGGGAUAAUCUACCUGUUGUCGGGUCUUGGUGGGAGCAUAUUAUCUGCCCUUUUUCUUCAGAAUAAUAACAAUAUUUCAGUUGGUGCUUCUGGCGCUUUAUUUGGACUUCUUGGAGCUAUGUUAUCAGAGCUUCUCACAAACUGGAGUAUCUAUACUAACAAGGCUGCAGCUCUUUUCACUCUUGUAAUCAUCAUUGCCAUCAACUUAGCAGUUGGGAUUCUUCCUCAUGUUGACAACUUUGCUCACAUUGGAGGAUUUAUGUCUGGUUUUCUCCUUGGUUUUGUACUGCUAUUUCGUCCCCAGUUUGGAUGGAUGGAGAGUCGGAAUCUACCAGCUGGUGCUCGUGUCAAAUCUAAGUACAAGGCUUAUCAAGUGGUUCUUUGUGUGCUUGCGCUUGCCUUGGUGAUUGUUUGGUAUACUGUGGGAUUGGUGAUGCUGUUCAGAGGAGAGAAUGGAAACGAGCACUGCAGCUGGUGUCAUUACCUGAGUUGUGUUCCAACCAAACAUUGGAAGUGUAACAACACAAGCUGAUGAGCUAUCCCACAUCUACAAUUCAACUUCCAUCUUGACCUCGAUGUCUUGCUCUAUUCUUUUUCUUGUUCUUUCAUGUGUUAUAAUUUCAUCGGCAGACUUUCACUGAUGUACAUGCAUAGUUUGUGAGCACAUGAGAUAUUCUAGUGUGCGUGGAACCUGGAGAUAGUAAUGUAUAUUAGAUCAGGGUGUCUUUACCAUAUAUACAUAUGAUAUGCUCUUAUAUACAAGAUGGAUUUCUUCAUUCUUUAUACAUGUGAUUAUUG